GCCACCUACUGAGUUUAUAUACCCGCACCGCUAGAAAACCAGACGUUAGAAAGCACAGUCUCAUUCCCAGGAUAAUUGGAAGAGCAGAGCAUAAACACACGUUAUCGAGUGAGGAAGGGAAGACGAAAAUGGCAGCACCGGUGCAGAUUGAAGUGUGGAACCCAAACGGGAAAUACAGAGUGGUGAGCACAAAGUCCAUGCCCGGAACUCGUUGGAUUGAUCUCUUGGUUCAACAAGAUUGCCGCGUAGAAAUAUGUACUCAGAAGAAAACCAUCUUGUCUGUUGAGGACAUCUUAGCAGUGAUAGGUGAUAAGUGCGAUGGAGUCAUCGGACAGUUGACGGAGGAUUGGGGAGAGACGCUCUUCUCUGCACUGAGCAAAGCAGGCGGCAAAGCAUUCAGUAACAUGGCCGUCGGGUAUAACAACGUUGAUGUCAAUGCUGCUACAAAGUAUGGUGUUGCUGUUGGAAACACUCCUGGAGUACUGACAGAGACAACAGCAGAAUUAGCAGCUUCACUUUCAUUGGCUGCAGCAAGAAGAAUUGUAGAGGCAGAUGAGUUCAUGAGGAAUGGGAAAUAUGAAGGAUGGCUCCCACAUUUAUUUGUGGGAAAUUUGCUUAAAGGGCAGACUGUGGGUGUGAUUGGAGCAGGUCGAAUUGGAUCUGCAUAUGCAAGGAUGAUGGUUGAAGGGUUCAAAAUGAACUUGAUUUACUUUGAUCUGUACCAAUCCACUCGUCUAGAAAAUUUUGUGACAGCUUAUGGCCAGUUUUUGAAAUCCAAUGGUGAACAGCCUGUUACCUGGAAAAGAGCGUCGAGCAUGGACGAGGUGCUCAGAGAAGCUGAUGUGAUAAGCCUGCAUCCUGUGUUGGACAAGACAACUUUUCAUCUUGUUAACAAGGAAAGACUUGCAAUGAUGAAGAAGGAAGCAAUACUAGUGAAUUGCAGUAGAGGUCCUGUUGUUGAUGAGGAAGCUCUCGUGCAACACCUCAGAGAAAAUCCCAUGUUUCGCGUUGGCCUUGAUGUCUUUGAGGAUGAGCCUUACAUGAAACCUGGGCUUGCAGACAUGAAGAACGCUGUUGUUGUUCCUCACAUAGCUUCUGCUUCCAAGUGGACUCGCGAGGGAAUGGCAACGCUGGCUGCUCUCAAUGUCCUGGGUCAGAUCAAAGGGUACCCAGUCUGGCACGACCCAAACAAAGUGGACGUAUUCUUGAACGAGAACGCUUCGCCUCCACCUGCUUGCCCAAGCAUUGUCAAUUCAAAAGCUUUAGGCCUGCCUGUUUCAAAGAUAUGAAGGUGAAUGAUGUUUGGGAGAUUUCACUGAAAUUACAGAACUGAGAGCUGUAUUUUGUUGUUAUAAUUAUUCACUCUGUUAACAAUGCCUGUUGUGUUAAAAUGGAAGAUCAGCAAUAUUUGUAAUACUUAUUAACUCUAAUAAAAAGUGUGGGAUUUGUGUUACA
Messenger RNA from Ipomoea triloba (trilobed morning glory), 1455 nucleotides. Its product is annotated as glycerate dehydrogenase HPR, peroxisomal. The transcript has 13 exons. Gene Ontology annotation, molecular function: hydroxypyruvate reductase [NAD(P)H] activity; hydroxypyruvate reductase (NADH) activity; glyoxylate reductase (NADPH) activity. Bases 129 to 1289 code for a protein of 386 amino acids. Gene Ontology annotation, cellular component: cytosol. The record is from RefSeq and is a predicted model, not a curated record. Lineage: Eukaryota; Viridiplantae; Streptophyta; Magnoliopsida; Solanales; Convolvulaceae.